Molecule: messenger RNA, 3571 nt
Organism: Marmota flaviventris (yellow-bellied marmot)
Lineage: Eukaryota; Metazoa; Chordata; Mammalia; Rodentia; Sciuridae
Gene: Qsox2
Product: quiescin sulfhydryl oxidase 2
Biological process (GO): protein folding
Cellular component (GO): Golgi membrane
Molecular function (GO): protein disulfide isomerase activity; flavin-dependent sulfhydryl oxidase activity
Source: RefSeq, a predicted model, not a curated record
GCCAAGGUGAAAGGUCGUCGCGACGGUGGCACUCCCAACAUGGCGGCAGCCGGGGCGGCGGCGGCGGCGGCGGUGUCGCCGCGCAGCCCCGGAGCCCGAGCGCGGCGCCCGCCCCCGUCUCGGGUCGCGCGGCUGCCGCGGCUGCUGGUGCUGCUGGCGGCAGCGGCGACGGGGCCGGGGGCGGGCGGCGCGGCGCGGCUGUACCGCGCGGGCGAGGACGCCGUGUGGGUGCUGGACAGCGGCAGCGUGCGCGGGGCCACGGCCAACAGCUCGGCCGCGUGGCUAGUGCAGUUCUACUCCUCGUGGUGCGGCCACUGCAUCGGCUACGCGCCCACCUGGCGGGCGCUGGCCGGGGACGUGCGAGAUUGGGCUGCUGCCAUCCGAGUGGCUGCGCUGGACUGCGCGGAGGAGAAGAACCAGGAGGUGUGCCGCACCUACGACGUCCACUUCUACCCCACCUUCCGGUAUUUUAAAGCAUUCACAAAGGCGUUUACAACUGGAGAAAAUUUUAAAGGACCCGACAGAGAGCUGCGGACAGUCAGACAGACGAUGAUCGACUUUCUGCAGAACCACACAGAAGGCACCUGGCCUCCAGCCUGUCCACCUCUGGACCCUCUUCAGCCCAGUGACGUUCUCUCCCUUUUCGACAGCCGUGGUGGCCAUUACGUAGCUGUGAUGUUUGAGAGCAGUGGCUCCUACGUUGGACGAGAGGUGAUCUUAGACUUGAUUCCGUAUGAAAACGUCGUGGUGAGCAGAGCGCUGGAUGGGGACACAGCCUUCCUGGAGACCCUUGGCAUUUCCUCCGUCCCUUCCUGUUACUUGAUCUACCCAAAUGGGUCUCGUGGAUUAGUUAACGUCGCAAAGCCUCUCCGGUCGUUUUUCUCCUCUUAUUUGAAGUCAUUGCCGGAUGUGAGGAAAAAAUCACUUUUCUUGCCUGAAAAACCAAACAAAGCAGAGAAUUCAGAGGUGGUGGUUUGGAGAGAGUUCGACAGGGCGAAGCUGUACAUGGCGGACCUGGAGUCGUGCCUGCACUACCUGCUCAGGGUAGAGCUGGCUGCCCACAGGUCGCUGGCUGGCGCCCAGCUGAAGACACUCAGGGACUUCGUGACUGUCGUCUCCAAGCUGUUUCCCGGCCGACCACCUGUCAGGAAGCUGCUGGAGAUGCUUCAGGAAUGGCUGGCCAGCCUUCCCCUGGACAGGAUCCCCUACAGUGCCGUCCUUGACCUGGUCAACAACGAGAUGCGGAUUUCUGGAAUCUUCCUUACCAACCAUGUGAAGUGGGUAGGAUGUCAAGGAAGCCGCCCAGAGUUGAGGGGCUACCCGUGUUCACUCUGGAAGCUGUUCCACACUCUGACUGUGCGGGCUUCUACCCAUCCAGAAGCACUGGUGGGCACAGGUUUUGAAGAUGACCCCCAGGCCGUGCUGCAGACCCUGAGGAGGUACAUUCAGACCUUCUUUGGGUGCAAGGAAUGUGGCGAACAUUUCGAGGCAAUGGCUAAAGAGUCCAUGGAUUCCGUGAAAACGCUGGACCAAGCUGUGCUCUGGCUCUGGAGCCGGCACAACGCAGUCAACAGCCGCCUGGCCGGCCACCUGAGUGAGGAUCCCAAGUUUCCGAAGGUCCCAUGGCCUACCCCAGACCUCUGCCCAGCCUGCCACGAGGAAAUUAAGGGCCUGGACAGCUGGAACGAGGGCCAGGUGCUGGUGUUCCUGAAGCAGUACUAUAGCAGCAGCAACCUCGUAGACAUGUACUCUGCAGACCAGGGAGAGUCCAGUGAGGGAAGAGCCCUGGGCAGGGGCGAGGUGGAGGGCCAAGCACUGACUCCCCCAGAGAAGUUCCGCAGAGACCAAGAUGCCGAGAGUCUUCGUCCGCCUGGCAUGCUGGGCCCCAGAGCUGACCUUCCCCAGGAUGUGCAGCACAGGCUGGACCUGAGACUCCAGAGUCCCCGUGGGCCUGGGGCCCUCCAAGAGGCUGAGGCCGCCGCACCCUUUCUUGGGGUUGGCUUCUCCAGCCUGGACAUGAGCCUCUGCGUGCUGUUGUAUGUGGCCUCCUCUCUGUUCCUGAUGGUGAUGUACUUCUUCUUCAGAGUGAGGUCCAAGCGAUGGAAAGUCCGGCUUCACCACCCAGCUGUGUAGAGUGCUCCCGAGGCAGUGCUGGCAACACGCGGGAAGCCCUUGGAAGCCCUUGGAAGCCCUGCCCCCUGUGCCACCUGCAGCUUUCUUGUUCAUGAUCAGGGGCUCAAGACCUGGUCCCCUCACAGGCCUGUGGAGACUGGGUAGUCUUGUGGGCGUGCUCACGUCUGAACCCUGUCCAUGCCUCCCGCAGCCCUUGUUGCAGGAAGACUUGGUGACCUCAUUGAGGUCAAGGAACAAGAGGAGCAGCCCCAGCUGUCCUGUGCCCCGCAGUGAUCGCAGGCGACAGCUCUACAGGGCCUUGCUUCUGUGUUGGCAGAAGCCUCGCUGGAGGAGCCUUCCCCACACAGUGUGCCCUGCCCUGCAGCCCUCAGAGUAGACGUGGUGCUCCAGUGAUGUGGGAUCUCCUUUUUGGCCACCUGACUGUCCCCACUUAAGCAAAAGAACAGUUGUGUGGGAGCUCAGGGAACUCGGGAGCAGAGAAGGAAGGGUCUGGUCAGUCCUGUGCCCUGCAGGGCGAUCCGUUCAGAUGUGGAGACUCAAGGAACCCGGCCAGGGGAGAGCUGUAUCUCAGAAGUGACUCAGGGUCCUGGGGAGUAAGCCUGGGGCUUGGGAGGGACAGGGUGGUGGCAGUGCCUUUUUGUUGGUUGGCUUUUCGGAUGAUAAAGAGAUGUAAGUGAGGGUCAUCCCAAUCUGGCUGUCCUGGGGGCGCUCUGGGCCCAGUGGUGGGUUUGAAGACUAGGUCUACAGGAGGGGUAUGGAGGACCGGUCUGCUCUUGGGGGCAUGGUCUUCGGAUGACCUCUGUAGGAGCCCUUUGUCUACUCUGGUCCUUUUCCAGCCCCACAUGAGGCACCACAGAGGCCAGGGACAGGCCCAGUGAGGAAGGCAGAGGCCCCUGGCCAUGAGCCCUGUAGGACAGGCCUCCCUGACCUGAAGCUGUGGACAAGGUUCCUAGGGGCACUGGUCUCCCAGGCCUCAGGAAUGAUUUUUUUUUUUUUUUUUUUUUUACCAUUUAGCAAUUUAAACGCAUUAUUAAACCCAAAACACUUAGUGGUGAAUCAGCCUCUGAAGACUUAAAGGGAGCAAACUGAUACAUGCUUUGGGACGUUCAUAGAGAGUCCCUGGCCAUUGGUUUGUCCCACAAGCUUUCAUUGGAUAUGGUGGACUCAUGCUCUGAUGUGCCCAUCUCUGUGCACGUGCGUGACCCAGAUGCCUGUAAAUACCUUUUCUACUUUGCUGUUUUGUAUUUGAUGCUCAAGUGUGUCCUGAAGACAUUUGGUCACGUGGAUGUCGUUUAAGACCCUAUGACCUUGCUGUCACUGCUGCCACUUAAGGGAAAUGGACAGCUGCCUCCCUGGGCUGUGGCUAGUCCAGCCCUGGAGUGCUGGGUUGACCAGAGGAUGGGUAGGGGAGCCGCAGGCAGCUGCCUGAGGCCAGCAG